CAUAGCGCUGUGCCUUUGGGUUCGCUCCGCUCGAGGAAUUGUGCUCGUUCCCACGGAGCAGCGCAGCGCAUCCCUCGCGGCAGAACCAGAGUCGGGAUUGCAAUGGAGGUUGAAAUUAGGACUGAGAUUAGGAUCAGGAUUGGGAUUGGGCUCGGGACUGGGACCAGGAUUAGGAUUGGAAUUGGGACUGGGAUCAGGAUUGGGAUUAGGAUCAGUAUUAAGAUUGGGAUUGGGACCAGGGUUACAAUUGAGAUGGGGACCGGGGCCCAUCAGUACUGCAGUGCCCAAAGAGGGAAUUUAUUUUCAGAGUUGUUGGAAAAUGAGGUUGUAUCUGAACAGCUGUGUUCAGAUAUAAUGAGUUUCCUAAUGGCAUUGACCAAAAAUACCCCCGAGAGCAGGCAGCAUGUGUGGUUUCAUUCAGGAUGGGUGCAGCAGCAUAGCCAAAGUAAAUGGGGCAUCUUAUUCAGAUCCCUUUGUUUCCUCCCUCUGUAGCUGUUUGGGUCUCCCAAAUCAUCUGGAUUUUAUUUUUUAUUUUUUAUUUUGUUUUGUUUUGUUUUUUGCACCCAACCCACACCUGGCAGGAUGUGCUGCUGUCACACCAAGUGUUCCCUGGGUGUCCUGAACUAUGGAAGUUACAACCUGUAAGGAGUAACCCAGGGUUGAGCCAAGCCAGUGUCCUCGUGGUGCUGUGGCAGGAGAUGCCACGUGAGUCCUGGACCCCAUUGUGUGACAUUACACUACCUUGGUGUGCAGGGCUCUUGGUGUGCAUGGAUUGAUGUGUUGGGAUUUCACACUGUGCUCACAAAAUGCUGCUGUGGAUGCUGUGCUGCUUCUGCCUGGGGACAAUGACAACUGACGAGGCCACCAAGCCUGAAGGUGAGGUGCAGGCAGCUGCGCUGGCGGAGCGUGGGGAGGACAUCACACCUACCCGUGACCGUGGCGUGCUGAAGAUCAUCAAGAGACCCGGGAACGAGGAUGAGUUCCCUAUGAUUGGAGACAAGGUGUAUGUGCACUAUAAGGGCAAGCUGUCCAAUGGCAAGAAGUUUGACUCCAGCCGUGACCGCAACGAGCCCUUUAUCUUCAGCCUGGGCAAGGGCCAGGUGAUCAAGGCAUGGGACAUCGGGGUUGCUACCAUGAAGAAGGGUGAGGUCUGCUACUUGCUGUGCAAACCGGAGUACGCCUACGGGGCUGCUGGCAGUGCUCCUAAAAUCCCCUCCAAUGCCACCCUUUUUUUCGAGGCAAAGUUGCUUGAUUUCAAAGGCGAGGACCUGUUUGAGGAUGGAGGGAUCAUCCGGAGGAUCAAGAGGAAAGGAGAAGGCUAUUCCAAUCCCAACGAAGGUGCUACAGUGGAAAUUCACCUGGAGGGGUUCUGUGGUGGAACCCGCUUUGACUGCAAGGAUGUGAAGUUUGUGGUGGGCGAAGGAGAGGACCACGACAUCCCUAUUGGCAUUGACAAAGCGCUGGAGAAGAUGCAGAGGGGAGAGCACUGUGUCCUCUACCUAGGGCCACGGUACGGCUUCGGCGAGGCAGGGAAACCCAAGUACGGUAUUCAGGCGAACGCUGAGCUGGUGUACGAGGUCACGCUGAAAAGCUUUGAGAAGGCCAAAGAGUCAUGGGAGAUGGACACCAAAGAGAAGCUGGAGCAGGCUGCCAUCGUCAAGGAGAAGGGGACAAUGUACUUCAAGGAAGGCAAAUACCUGCAGGCGGUGAUUCAGUAUGGGAAGAUCGUGUCCUGGCUGGAGAUGGAGUAUGGCUUGUCAGAGAAGGAGUCAAAAGCCUCCGAUUCCUUCCUGCUGGCUGCCUUCCUCAACCUGGCCAUGUGCUAUCUGAAGCUGCGCGAGUACACCAAAGCUGUUGAGUGCUGUGAUAAGGCGCUGGGGCUGGACCAGGACAACGAGAAGGGCUUGUACCGGCGGGGUGAGGCCCGGCUGCUGAUGAACGAGUUUGAGCUGGCAAAAUGUGACUUUCAGAAAGUGCUAGAGGUGAACCCACAGAACAAAGCAGCCAGGUCGCAGAUUGCCGUCUGCCAGAAGAAGACAAAGGAGCACAAUGAGCGGGACAGGAGGAUCUACGCCAACAUGUUUGCCAAGUUUGCUGAGAGGGAUGCAAAGGAAGCAGCCAGCAAAACCAGAGUAGAAAAAGAGGCAGCGACAGCAUCAUGUGAUGAAGGCAAAGAGACAGAGGGGCACGUAUGAUGGAGGAGGUGGCAGAAGGACAAGCCUCCUGCCUUCAGCCUGUGCCAAGAACUUUGCCAGGACUCAGGACCUGCUGGUGUUUCCUUGUAAAGUUUGUUCCAGUUUGUGUGAUUGUGGAAGCAAAAGUGCCUCGCAGAGAUCAGACUAGCCCGGUGCUGCUGCCAGCUGCGAGCAGUUGGAUGGUGUGGGACCACCACCAGUGGAACAACCGCCUUCGCAGGGGUGGGGGACAAAGAAAUCAAAGCUGGAACUCCUGGCUUCAGGAGGCUCACCUUGCUCUAUGUCCUCUGGGAGCAGCUGGGAUGUGGAAGCAGUGUGGCAGGAUGCAACCAAGCCUUCCUCAUGCACUGCCUUCCUCCUCUUUCUUCUCACUGUAGGGCUGGGGGGCUGCAACAGGGUGUCUGGACCCCACUGUGCUCACUGGUUGUGUUCCCUGUUCAAAUUUUUCAACAGAGGUUUCAUGGCCCAUAGGAACAAAAAUAAUUUUAAAAAAAAAAAAAAGGAGAGAAGCAGUGGUCAGGGAGCAAAGGGGAGGUUCUUGUGGAACUGGUGCUGCACAGUGCCAUCCUCCAGCCAGCCCCGUGAGAAAGGAUGUGGGCACUGCCUGCAGAGAACAGCUUUCAAGUUUUUAUUUUUACUGUCUGGUCUUUGUAAUACCCACUGGAAGCUGGAAAAUAAAGAACUGAAAAAAAAAUAAAAAUUGGUUAAUAUAAAAAA
This is a messenger RNA of Tympanuchus pallidicinctus (lesser prairie-chicken), 2912 nucleotides long. RefSeq names its product FKBP prolyl isomerase 5 (gene FKBP5). The transcript is spliced from 12 exons. The record is from RefSeq and is a predicted model, not a curated record. Bases 807 to 2195 code for a protein of 462 amino acids. Gene Ontology annotation, molecular function: peptidyl-prolyl cis-trans isomerase activity; protein binding. Lineage: Eukaryota; Metazoa; Chordata; Aves; Galliformes; Phasianidae.